AUGCUGUGCGCCCUGAUUCUCUUCAUAGCGUUCUUCCUUAUCGGCUUGGCCCUGGUGAUCCCGGGAGCCGUGCUGGUCACUCAGAACCCUGCAUCCCUCAGAACGUCAUUCAGUGAUUCUGAAGUGGACCAGAAGAUCAUAGCCAGUCCGUAUGUAGUCCCUUGGAAUCUUAAUAUUACUUUGCGUCUUCAAAUUCUUAAGGGCGAUUCGAUGACUCAUAUCCCUUGCCGAUCUACUUAGCCAGGUUUCAUGACAGAAUGUAAAAGCAGCCUGAUUUUGCGUAAAUCCAUGAAUAUUUUUAAACAGUCUGCAACGAAUACCCCGGUUAAUAGUAGCCCAGUAUACAGUCAUCGAAGUGCAGAAUUAAGAAAGCUUUUUUCCUUUUUAGCAAAUCCACUGGAGGCUAUGUCCUUCUUGUUUUGGGCAUAAUCUUCCUCUUCAUUUCAAUCUCCAUUGGCUUUUGUGCAGCGGGUUUUUUCGUCAGUAGUCGCCGUGACUAA
Messenger RNA from Spirometra erinaceieuropaei, 500 nucleotides. NCBI's taxonomy places the organism in Eukaryota, Metazoa, Platyhelminthes, Cestoda, Diphyllobothriidea, Diphyllobothriidae. The record is from the annotation of a GenBank genome assembly.